AUGUCUGUCCACAAGUACCUACGAGGACCGAGUGUUAAACUACCAUUGCGUUUGGUGGAAAAGUUAGUUCUCACGCAUGAUACUAAUUUAUAUACCUUCGGCUUUCCCUCUCAUGACACCAUCCUUGGCCUUCCAGUCGGUGGGUGUGUCCAGCUUCACGCCAAAAUUAAUGGAGAAAAUGUUACACGACCUUACACUCCAGUCACUUUGGAUGACUUCAAAGGAUAUGUCAAGUUUGUUAUUAAGACGUACAGAAAGGACGUGAACCCAAAGUUCCCAGCUGGUGGGAAAAUGUCGCAGUACCUUGAAACCCUUUCUGCUGGUGAUUGCGUAGACGUGGGUGGGCCCUUUGUACGUAUUCACUAUCUAGGAGAUGGUGAUUUUGAGAUCAUGGGUGAACAAGUUCGCAAGCUGAAAGCAAAUUACAUCAACAUGAUUUGUGGUGGUUCUGGACUAACUCCACUAUAUCAGGUUCUGAAGUACAUUCUCAAUUCCUCCACAGAUAAAACCAAAAUUGCCCUAAUUUUCGCGAACCAGACCGAAAAGGAUAUAAUUCUUCGAAAUGAAUUGGAGCAACUGCGUGAUGCUAAUCAGAGCCGGUUUCGUUUGUGGUACACUCUGAGCUCUCCACCAGAAAAUUGGAGUUAUAGUGCAGGGUACAUUGAUCAGGGAAUGAUAGAUGAGCAUUGCUAUCCGGCUGGAGAAAAUACAGUGAAUCUACUCUGUGGUCCACCCAUGAUGAUCAAGAAUGCCUGUAUUCCAGCAUUGAGAGCAUUGGGCCACUCUACUGAAAAUACCCUCACCUUCUAG
Molecule: messenger RNA, 810 nt
Organism: Rodentolepis nana
Lineage: Eukaryota; Metazoa; Platyhelminthes; Cestoda; Cyclophyllidea; Hymenolepididae
Source: the annotation of a GenBank genome assembly